AUGACUGAAGAAAACGUCGCACAUCGGGUCAUCGUUCGACUGAUCGGAUGUGCAACGAACAGCGGCAAUGUCAAGAGCGGUCUUGUUCGAAUUUCCAAUGCUGAACGACUACAACGUGAAAAUAAGACUCUACGAAAAGAACUUAAAUUCUGGAUACCUUUACAUUCUCAAAACAAUGAAAUCUGCAUCGAAAUGUUGGAACGUACUCGUAUCGAAUCCAAAGAAUUUGAUGAUCUGACUUCAUGUGUCCAAUACAUUCGUUCAUCUAUUCAAAAACGCGUGGUUCUCAUCCUCUACAACCAUUAUGCAAGUAAUAGAAAAAUUGCCAACGAAUUUACCAAAUUCUCUCAAAUCAUCGCAAUCUAUCGUUGUAUCUCUGAAGACUGUUUCAGCAAAUGGUAUACAUGUCGAAUCUUUGAAAAUCAACCAUUGAUCGGGCAGUUUUUAUCUCGACGAUUGCUUCAUACGCCAAUCAAACAACUCGAUGACGCUAGCCAGCUUCUACUCAUGCAGAUUUGUCUAACAGAACUGAUUAUUAAUUUACCUCGAACAAACGAAGCUAAGCAAGAUUUCUUGAAGUUUUGUCGAGAGACAUACAGAACGAAUUCGACCUAUAUGUCCAAAAUCGAAGAAUUCGAACGAACUUACGAUGAACCGCAUGCUAUUCAAUGGUAUUCAGCAGCGAGUAGUUUCGUUUGCCAAAUCGUUAGCAAAACAUGUGCACUGAUGGAUUUCGCUGCAUUUUUUCGAAUUCGUUUUAUUCUCCGCGAUUUAUACACUCAAUUGCAGCAACUUCAUGAACAACAGUUAGCGAAUCUUCUUCGUCGAGACUUAAUCGUCUAUCGAGGCAAGAAGUUGUCAAAAGAAGAAGUGAACCGCCUGAAAAUCAAAGGAGAAUUGUUCGUCACGAGAAAUUUUCUCUCAACAUCAAUACAAGAAGAUGUCGCCGGUAUGUUUUCCGGAGAAGGUACUCGAAAUGAAGAUGAAAUAUCUGUUCUAAUCUGCAUGCACAUCGAACAGACUGAAGUUCAAGAGAAGCCAAUUGCUUUUAUCGGUGAAAUGAGUUUCAUGCAGUUCGAAGAUGAAGUCAUGCUACCUAUGGGUCUAGUGUUCCGCACGGAAUCGUACGAAGAAAUCAACGACGACGAAGCUUAUGCAAUAAAAAUCAAUAUGGUGCGUGGAAAUGGUGAACGACAAAUCGAAAAAGAGCAAGGUCGAUAUCGACUUUUAACUGAAACGGGUCAAACUGGUAUGAUCAAUGGUAUGGCUGCUCUGUUGAAAUCGAUGAAGAAUAAUGAAUAUGUAGAAGAAUUUAAUCAACUGAUAUCUAACAGUGAACUUGCUGAACAACUUCGGCUGGACUCUUCAGAAAAAAGUUCUCUGAGUUCAUUGAACAAUGUGUUUCUCGCAAUGAAGCAACAUCCUAUUUAUCUAACUCUCACGUUUAUUGGUAUUAUUAUUGUAAUUGCUGCCAUUGUCACGCCACUGGUGAUUCUUCUUCCUUCGAAUUCAAUUACACCUAUUGCAGAAAUCAACGUAACUGAACCAUGCAUCAUCAAUACUUUUAAAGACACCCAUGUGCUUGAAAAAUACCAAGCGUCACGUAUUAAUAUAAAUUGCUCUCUUAUUCCCACUAAUAUGGUUCUUAUAUUAAAUGUGGAUCGUACACACAAUGAAAAGAAUCUAUCAAAUACUCACUUUCCUCCAAAUCAAUUAGUUCACAUAAAAUGGGACUACUUAGAGAAUCCGCCAACGCUUACCUAUACUUGGACUUUCGAGCGACAAGAAGAUGUCGUUGACACCAUGUUCUAUGGUUCUGUCUUGGUGCGGUUUUUAUACGAACAGAACGGCACCCGUCUUUCAAAUAAUGAUAGUUGGGAAUUCUGGUUUCAAAUCACGGAUGGGGCAAAUCGUACGAUGUCUGGUUCUUUCGACUAG
This is a messenger RNA of Adineta ricciae, 1938 nucleotides long. Lineage: Eukaryota; Metazoa; Rotifera; Eurotatoria; Adinetida; Adinetidae. The record is from the annotation of a GenBank genome assembly.